AUGGUUACCAGUAAGCAUGUCAAAGAUGGAGUUAAAAAAGGAGCUUGGUCUUCUGAAGAAGAUGAACUUCUUACUCUGUGUGUUAAACUCCACGGACAAAGCAAAUGGAGAAGCCUUGCUCAAAAAGCAGGUUUGAAUAGAAGUGGGAAAAGUUGCAGGCUUCGAUGGCUGAACUAUUUGAGGCCUGGUAUAAAGAAAGGUGCCUUCUCUCCUGAUGAAGAUGAACUCAUUAUCAAACUUCAUCGUCUUCUCGGUAACAGGUGGGCGUUAAUAGCAAGAAGACUUCCAGGGAGGACUGAUAAUGGAAUCAAGAAUUAUUGGAACACAAUUCUGUUCAAGAAGCUUAAGGUUCAGGGUUUUCAGGCUGAAGACAAGAAGGGUCUUCAGCAGAUUCCAGGGCAAUGCUCAAGUCCCUCAAUGCAAACUGAUCAUGAUGAAGAUCAAGAUGAUAAAUCCUUGAUAUCUUCGAUCGAUGUCUUCGAUACUGACAAGUUUAUUGAUUCUUUGGAAAAGAGUGUUGAUGGAGAAGAUGAUCACAAAGGCUAUGGGGUCCUGCUUAAAAAUGAGGGCAAACUGGACGGUCUAUAACAUUUGGAGCUCAAGAAGAUAGCUUCUUUAUUGGAUUUUGAAAAGGAAUCGAGAGAGUUACCGUAGGGAACAAUCACAAUAAAUUGAAUCCGCAUAAUAAUGCUUCUGGCAUUGUUUGUUUUCUAGGAAAAUGUGAAUUCAAAAUCCAGGUUGUUAUUUUUAAUUAA
Molecule: messenger RNA, 755 nt
Organism: Mangifera indica (mango)
Lineage: Eukaryota; Viridiplantae; Streptophyta; Magnoliopsida; Sapindales; Anacardiaceae
Product: transcription factor MYB114-like
Exons: 3
Coding region: 1-588 (195 amino acids)
Source: RefSeq, a predicted model, not a curated record